GCUACCUACCAUUCUUCCCUCCAUUUCCAUCUUAAGUUCUCAAGGAAGAAGGCAGUUGGCCCCCAAGGCUCCCAAGUCAAGUUGGCUCCAACACUCCACCAGCAUCCCUCAUCCUCCCCCCCCUUAUUACCUCUGUGAAUGCCCGAUUCGGCCCCGGUACUCCGGAAAUGGAGGUUCUCGAGACCGUUCCGCUUCACGCACAGGCUCAAGUUCAAGGGGCGACUUCAUCUUCGAUGUUCAGUAUUGAUGCCGUGAUCGCUCUGUGCGUGUUCUUUGCUCUGCUCUCAGCAUGCAUUAUCAUCGGGCAUCUCCUGCACGGGAACCGCUGGGCUAAUGAAUCGAUCACAGCUCUUCUGCUGGGUUUGCUAUCAGCAGGAGUGGUUUUGCUGUGCACUAAAGGCAAGAGUUCGCGUUUGCUCUCAUUCAGCGACAACUUGUUCUUCCUCUUUCUACUUCCGCCGAUCAUCUUCAAUGCUGGGUUCCAGGUCAAGAAAAAGCGGUUUUUCAAGAACUUCUCGACCAUUUUCUUGUUUGGUGUGCUUGGCACAUGUAUCUCAUUUUGUAUCAUUUCACUCGGUGUCUUCUGGCUGUUCCGGAAACUUGGUGUGACUGCUCUUGGUGUUCAGAAUUACCUAGCGAUUGGAGCUAUCCUCUCAGCCACUGACUCAGUCUGCACAUUGCAGGUUCUCAGUCAAGAUGAAACGCCCUUCCUCUACAGUAUCGUGUUUGGGGAGGGAGUAGUGAAUGAUGCUACGUCCAUCGUUCUCUUCAAUGCAGUGCAGUCCAUUGACUUCAGUAAUAUCAAUGGGCUCAUCGCUCUGAAGUUGCUCGGAACCUUUCUCUACCUUUUCUUCACUAGUACUGCACUUGGAAUCGCUGCCGGUCUUCUAAGUGCUUACAUCAUAAAGACACUCUACUUUGGAAGACACUCAACAGAUCGUGAAGUCGCUCUCAUGAUGCUGCUGGCAUACUUGUCCUACAUGUUGGCAGAGCUUUUUGAUCUAAGUGGAAUAUUGACGAUUUUCUUCUGCGGCAUAGUAAUGUCGCACUAUACAUGGCACAACGUAACUGAGAGUUCACGGAUCACAACCAAGCACAUUUUCGCGACCAUUUCCUUCAUUUCUGAAACUUUCAUAUUCCUGUAUGUCGGGAUGGACGCUUUAGAUAUCAACAAGUGGAGAAAUGCAAAAGCGAGUGCAGCAACUUCAAUUGCGAUCAGUUCAACACUUUUAGGUUUAAUGAUGAUCGGUAGAGCAGCCUUCGUGUUCCCACUCGCAAAUAUAUUGAAUUUCACGAAAAGGAGCGAUAGUGAAAAGAUCGUGUUCCGGCAGCAGUUUAUAAUGUGGUGGGCAGGCUUAAUGAGAGGUGCAGUUACCAUUGCUUUGUCUUACAGUGAGUUUGCCCGAACACAGAAGACAUCGGCAAAGGACAGCGCACUGAUGAUCACUUGCACAUUAAUUAUUGUCUUGUUCAGUACAGUGGUAUUUGGCUCCAUAACCAAACCUCUGAUUGAAGCAGUGCUGUUACGGCACAGAAAACCAGCGGUUUCAGAUGCAACUGACAUCCCGAGCCUCGAGGACCUGAGACUGCUCUUCGUUGAAACAGGGGAUCAGGGCGACCAAGGUAACAAUGAAAUGCCUAAAAGGAGCAGUCUCAGUUUGCUGAUAAGGUACCCAACUUGGACCGUCCAUUACUUGUGGCGGAAGUUCGACGACAAGUUCAUGAGACCAGUGUUUGGUGGGAGAGGUUUCAUCCCAUUUGUCCCAGGAUCGCCAACUAGUACUGCUGAUGAAGGGCCCGAGAAUCCCUGAUUCUCAGGUUUGGCUAUUCAUUUUUCUCCCUUUUGUUAUAUCUAUUCAUAAAUUUUGUAUUCAUUUUGCGGUGGGUGUAGUAUACAGUCGAGCUAAAUAUCUGGCUGUAUAGAGGGAUAUGAAUCAAGGAAAAAUUGGUAAAGUUCUUGUUUUCCGAAGCAA
This is a messenger RNA of Punica granatum (pomegranate), 1973 nucleotides long. The record is from RefSeq and is a predicted model, not a curated record. Lineage: Eukaryota; Viridiplantae; Streptophyta; Magnoliopsida; Myrtales; Lythraceae.